This is a messenger RNA of Psammomys obesus (fat sand rat), 809 nucleotides long. RefSeq names its product energy homeostasis associated (gene Enho). NCBI's taxonomy places the organism in Eukaryota, Metazoa, Chordata, Mammalia, Rodentia, Muridae. Gene Ontology annotation, cellular component: plasma membrane. The transcript has a single exon. The coding region runs from base 159 to 389 and encodes 76 amino acids. The record is from RefSeq and is a predicted model, not a curated record. Gene Ontology annotation, biological process: positive regulation of Notch signaling pathway.
CUCAGGACUGCAGGUGGCCAUCUUCACUGCCCAGGAGUCCUUGUGUGUGGACAGGACAGCCUCCUUGGAAAGUCGGCCAAACCAGAGUUGUGCCUCGGCAUGGGCCUUGCCACCAAGGCAGCUCUGCUGUCCAUGCUGGCCUGAGGGUGCUGCCUGUCAUGGGGGCAGCCAUCUCCCAGGGGGCCCUCAUCGCCAUUGUCUGCAACGGCCUUGUAGGCUUCUUGCUGCUACUGCUUUGGGUCAUUCUCUGCUGGGCCUGCCACUCUCGCUCUGCUGACGGCGACUCUCUCUCGGAAUCCAGUCCCAACUCCAGCCCCGGCCCCUGUCCUGAGAAGGCACCACCUCCCCAGAAGCCUAGCCAUGAAGGCAGCUACCUGCUGCAGCCCUGAAGGCCCGUGGCCUGCCCUGGAGUCCUGGACCUGAGUAUACCUGAGUCAAAGCGUGGAAUCUGAUCUCAGAAUUGUCAGCGUGGGGUCCAGAAUUUAGAAUCCAGUCUGUUUGAAGCUGGACCCAGCAGCCUAGAUUGUAGCCAGCCUGGCUCCAAGAGAGGCCUGAGUAGCCCUAGAAAAACAGGCCUGGCGUGGGGGGGUUAGGAGUUGGUGCUAAGGCCAGGGCCAUUCUGGUCUCUGCUCCAUCCCAAGGGCCAAGGGCUGAGUUUGCCCUUCCCCCAGGCUCAGCACCUCUGGGCUCUCGAGGUUGGGGAAGCAAACUGGGACCCGUGGCAAUAAUGGGGGGGUGCCCCGGUGGGGCCCCUUCUCCGUUCCUCCCACUGUUUGUUGGAUAAUAAAUGGAACUAUGGCUUACACUGA